AUUCAAUAGAUGGACAACAGUAACAUAUGUUCUGUAGAGAAACUAACAGAGACAAUAAAGCUUGUGGAAAACUUGAGGUCCACAGUUUACGUAGUGUUUGAUGAGCUGGUGGGUGGUAAAACUAUCAACGAUGGGAUUAAAGAUCACAGAACUAUCAACGACAAAGAAAAAGGUAAAAAAAUGGUGGCGAACUUGCAUCUGAACCUACAAAACGGGGUGAACAAAGCUCUUAACAUGUUGGAGACCAGCAUGGCAAGUCUUGGACGAUAUCCUCUGAGUACCCUGCCUCACAACCCCGGCUUUCAUCUGCUGUCCUUGGAAACUAACGAUAUAAGGGGACAAGAGCUAUAUGAGACACUACAUAACGACUAUCUUCACGUGUAUAAAAUCUGCGACAAUAGCGGACUGAUGUUCAAAUCUCUGACAAGGAAUAUGAAGAUUCCUAACACACAGGACAUCGAGCCAGUACCUCAGAGCAACAUCUACCACUCCAUCCAGGCUCCCAGGUCCCACCUGGAAAGUUUCGUAGCGAACAUGAACCAGCGAUUCAGCAGCUCAGGUGGGAGUCAGGUCCUGAAGCUGAACCUGAUGAAGACCAGCAGUGGUAACAUGCUGAAAGCGAUCGUGGGCACUGUGUUGAAAGCUAAUAUCAUGAUGCAAGGACUGCUAGUGGACCGAGUUGUCGUGCAUUCCUUCAAUGAGGAGACUACCAACGAUAACAUCUGGCCUCCAUCUAAGUUUAUAGUAUUUCAGAGACUGACCGAGAUAGCAAACUCAGCUGCACUUUACUAUGGAAGUAGUUCUAAGUUUUUUGUGUGGUUAAGUUAUUACCAGAACUUGUACUCUCAGCCUUGUAAAGGUUGUGGGAAAAUUCUUAUGGACGAAAACAAUAGGGACAGAUACCUUCCCCCAGUCAGAAGGGACUUUGUGCAUUUGGAACUGGUUUAUCAUCUGUCUUGUUACCAGAGCAGUGACGAGAUUAUGUUAUCAGGGCUGUUUAGAAGUUGAAGGCAUGUCAUAUGUCCUAGUACUAGAGGGAUCAGAAUUUAAAUAAGUUGAAAAAUUUGUUCAGAGCUUUAAGAAGAGUGUGAAAUUUAGAGGAAAAGUUUUUGAAUAGAUGCACGCUGUUUCACUUUGCCGUCAUUGAUUGUAGAUGUAAAGCUUUAUUGGAUGCAUUCACCAAUUAUCUAUUCAAUCUUCUGUAUUAUUUAUAGCUUAAAUCUUAGUUAAUUUAUAUUUUUCUGAAUACCAAUCAUACUUAAGAAUAAA
Bolinopsis microptera is the source of this 1269-nucleotide messenger RNA. RefSeq names its product mediator of RNA polymerase II transcription subunit 27-like. The coding region runs from base 10 to 1008 and encodes 332 amino acids. Lineage: Eukaryota; Metazoa; Ctenophora; Tentaculata; Lobata; Bolinopsidae. The transcript is spliced from 4 exons. Gene Ontology annotation, cellular component: mediator complex. Gene Ontology annotation, molecular function: transcription coactivator activity. Gene Ontology annotation, biological process: regulation of transcription by RNA polymerase II. The record is from RefSeq and is a predicted model, not a curated record.